Molecule: messenger RNA, 6618 nt
Organism: Salarias fasciatus (jewelled blenny)
Lineage: Eukaryota; Metazoa; Chordata; Actinopteri; Blenniiformes; Blenniidae
Exons: 25
Coding region: 16-6618 (2200 amino acids)
Biological process (GO): DNA integration; G protein-coupled receptor signaling pathway
Cellular component (GO): plasma membrane
Molecular function (GO): G protein-coupled receptor activity; nucleic acid binding
Source: RefSeq, a predicted model, not a curated record
CAUAACUACACCACCAUGCCUGAGCCUUUAAGAUGCACGGGGAGCAUGAAAUCUCGUGAACUGCGCUUUUCACGUGCCAUGGUGUUUGCAGUUGAGGAGAUCAACAACAGCUCCAAGCUGCUGCCAGACAUCCAACUCGGGUAUCAGAUCUAUGACUCGUGCGCCUCAGUGCCCGUGGCUGUGCACGUGGCAUUUCAGCUGUCAAACGGCCUGGACCCCAUGUUUCACACCGGUGAUGACUGCACCCACUCUGGUAGGGUUGUGGCCAUCGUGGGUGAGUCAGGGUCCACACCGUCCAUCAGCAUGUCGCGCAUCAUCGGGUCCUUCAACAUUCCUCAAGUGAGCCACUUUGCCACUUGUGCUUGCCUGUCCGAUAAGCAGCAGUACCCCACUUUCUUCAGGACGAUCCCCAGUGAUCAGUUUCAAGCAGAUGCACUCGCUAAGCUGGUGAAACACUACGGCUGGACGUGGAUAGGCGCAGUCCACUCCGACUCAGACUAUGGAAAUAACGGAAUGGCCUCAUUUCUGGAUGCAGCUCGCAAAGAGGGCAUCUGUGUGGAGUACUCGGAGUCCUUCUAUCGCACACACCCACGCAGUCGGAUCAAAACAGUGGCUGAUGUCAUCCGCAGGUCCACAGCUACGGUGGUGGUAGCAUUUGUGGCCUCUGGAGAUAUGAGGAUCCUGCUGGAGGAGCUGUCGCAGGAGCCGACGCCAGCUCGCCAGUGGAUAGGCAGUGAGUCCUGGGUGACAGACCCAGACAUGCUGAGGUUCAGCUUCUGUUCCGGGGCCAUCGGAUUUGGUAUCCAGCAGUCUGUCAUCCCGGGCCUGAGAGAAUUCCUGCUGGAUCUCUCAGCCACUGAAGUGGCUGCCUCACCACUGCUCACUGAGUUCUGGGAGGGUGUGUUCAACUGCAAACUGGGAAAAAGUGCUGCUAAAGACAUGCCUGAUUGUGAUGGGACUGAAGACAUGCAGACACUGGAGAGUCCAUACACUGACACAUCUCAGCUCAGAAUCACCAACAUGGUUUACAAGGGUGUCUAUGCAAUUGCACAUGCCAUUCACGAUGCACUGUGCUAUGAAAUCAAUUCCAAAAUCCAUUGUGAUAAACUCACUCAGCUGGAGUCCAAGCAGGUUUUUGCUCAGUUGAAAAAAGUAAAUUUUUCCCAGAAUGGCUAUGAUGUGUCAUUUGAUGAUAAUGGUGAUCCUGUGGCUGUUUAUGAGCUUGUUAACUGGCAAAAAAGUGAAACAGGCCUCAUUGAGUUGGUGACAGUGGGGCACUAUGAUGCAUCGCUACCCAUCGGCCAGGAGUUUCGUAUCAACAGGAACCUCACAUGGGUGGAUGGCGGCCAAAAAGUGCCAGUGUCAGUGUGCACUGACAGCUGCCCUCCUGGAACUCGGAAAGUUCUGCAGAAAGGGAAACCCAUCUGCUGCUAUGACUGUGUUCCCUGUCCUGAGGGUGAAAUAAGCAACUCUACAGAUUCCCCUGAUUGUUACCCAUGCCCGAAGGAGUUCUGGCCUAACGCAAACAGAGACACCUGCUUUCUCAAGCCUGUGGAGUUUCUUUCCUUCAGUGAGAUUCUGGGAAUCGUCUUGACUGUUUUUUCAUUGAUCGGAGCUUGUCUGGCCAUCACGACCGCAACUGUAUUCUUUAGACACAUCAAUACUCCUAUAGUCAGGGCCAACAACUCUGAGCUCAGCUUCCUUCUUCUCUUCUCCCUCACUCUGUGUUUUUUAUGCUCUCUGACCUUCAUCGGACCCCCCUCCGAGUGGUCCUGCAUGCUGAGACACACAGCGUUCGGCAUCACCUUCGUCCUCUGUAUCUCCUGUGUACUCGGUAAAACCAUAGUGGUGUUAAUGGCCUUCAAAGCAACACUUCCAGGUAGCAAUGUUAUGAAAUGGUUUGGUCCUACGCAGCAGAGGAUGACCGUAGUUUCUUUUACUUUUAUUCAAGUUUUAAUUUGUACUAUUUGGUUAGUGCUCAGUCCUCCUUUCCCGAUCAAAAAUCUAACAAUAUACAAAGAGAAAAUCAUCCUGGAAUGUGAUUUAGGGUCUGCCAUUGGAUUCUGGGGAGUUCUUGGGUACAUAGGCCUUCUGGCCGUCUUCUGCUUUGUGUUAGCCGUCCUCGCCCGUAAGCUACCUGAUAAUUUCAACGAGGCUAAACUAAUCACUUUCAGCAUGUUGAUAUUCUGUGCAGUCUGGAUCGCCUUCAUCCCAGCGUAUGUCAGCUCUCCUGGGAAGUUUACUGUGGCUGUCGAGAUAUUUGCUAUUCUGGCCUCCAGUUUUGGACUGAUAGUGUGUAUAUUUGCUCCAAAGUGUUAUAUCAUAUUGUUUAGGCCAGAGAAGAACACCAAGAAAUACUUAAUGAACAAAAAUCAAGACUACUCCACGCGUCGCCGCACAGCACUGCAAGCCAUGCCGUUCCGCGCUUCACCACACGUCGCCGCUCCGCGCGUCACCACACGUCACCGCUUCGCGCGCUGCAUGGGGCUGUCGCCGGUCAUGCUGGUGAAGAAGAAGGGAAGAGGAUGGCUGUUCUGCGUAGAUUACCGGCGUCUCAACAGCACGACCAAGAAAGACUCGUACCUGCUGCUGCGCAUCGACGACGCCCUCGACUACAUCUCCGACUCCAGCUGGUUCAGCUCCCUCAACCUCCGCAGUGGCUACUGGCAAGUGGAACUCGCACCGGAAGCAAGACCAAAAACCGCAUUUACCUUCGGCCAGGGGCUGUGGCAGUUCCGGGUCAUGCCAUUCGGGCUCUGCAACGCACCGGCAACGUUUGAGUGGCUGAUGGAGAGAGUGCUGCCCGCCGUCCCACGUGAACACUGUUUGGUGUACCUCGACGACCUCCUGGUGCACGCUAACAGCUUUGAGGGGGCCCAUGCCAACUUAAAAGAAGUCUUCGAGCUACCGACACUUCAUGAAAAACUUGGAAAAACUAUCGCCAGUCCACUCCACCGCCUGGCUGACAAGGGCCGGCCAUUUCAGUGGGACAACAGCUGCACCACCGCCUUCCACUCCCUCCAAACUGCCCAGAACGCCCCCAUCCUGGCGUAUCCAUCUUCGACCGAGCCGUUCAUUGUGGACACCGAUGCCAGCAAUGUUGGUGUGGGGGCGGUGUUGUCUCAAGGAGAGGGGGAGGCCAAGAAAGUCGUGGCCUACUUCACCAAAGCACUGAGCCGGACCGAGCGAAACUACUGUGUCACCCGACGUGAACUGCUGGCUGUGGUGUUGGUGUUGCGGCAGUUCCAGCCGUACCUCCUGGGCUGGCGGUUCCACCUCUGCACAGAUAAUGCUUCAUUGACAUGGCUGCUGAACUUUAAAGACCUGGAGGGCCAGGUGGCCCGCUGGAUUGAGAUCCGACACUGGGUGGGGUGCCAGCACAGCAACGUUGAUGCGCUGUCCCGGUGGCCCUGUGCAGCAGCUGAGUGCCGUUUCUGCCAGCGGCAGGAGGAGCGGGGACCCAAAGUCCAGAGUGCGGACGUGCGCGUCGGGGUGGACAUCCUGGGUCCAUUCCUCAUCACCGACUCUGGUAACCGGUACAUCCUUGUGGCCAUGGACUAUUUUACUAAGUGGCCCGAGGCAUAUGCGGUUCCUGCCCAAAGUGCCUCCACGACCUUCAAGCGGUUAGUGGAGGAGAUGUUUUGCAGGUUUGGCGUGACGGAGGAGCUCCACAGCGACCAGGGGCAGAACUUUGAGAGCCAGGUCUUCGCUGAGGUCUGCAGGCAGCUGGGGGUAACUAAGACUUGCACCACACUGCUUCACCCCCAGAGCGACGGGUUGGUGGAACGUUUUAACAGGACACUGACCACCCAGCUUGCCAUCCUCACCAGCUGCCACAAGCAAGACUGGGACCGCCAUCUGCCUCUGGUCCUGUGGUCGUACCGCUUCGCGGUACAGGACUCCAGUCAAUGCACGCUGGCCACCCUGCUGUUUGGUCGGGAACUGCGCACCCGCGUGGACUUGGUGUUCGGCCCCCCUCCGGAACCAGAGGUAGCUGCAGGACCCGAGCUGGAGUAUUUCCAGCGCUUGAAAGAGCGCCUGCGAGUAGCGCAUGAUUUUGCCCGAGGAGCCCAGGAGGACGCGGGGCUCAGGCAAAAGCUGGCGUACGACACCCUGUGCCGGGGGCAGCCCCUCACCCAAGGACAAUGGGUGUGGUGUGUAAAAGUGGGAAAUAGUGAGCCUCUGACCUUUAACUCUGAGGGGGAUGUAGUCAUCGGAGGGAUAUUCCCUCUGCACUAUGUGGCGUCGAAACCAGUCAACAGCUUCCAAAGAAGACCCCUGAACACACCAUGCAGUGGCUUUGACCUCAGGGCCUUCCGCUGGAUGAUGACAAUGGUGUUUGCAGUGGAGGAAAUCAAUAGUAAUUCCAGCCUGUUACCAGGUAUUAAACUCGGCUACCGGAUUGUGGACAGCUGUGACCACGUCCACACCAGCCUGCGAGCUCUUUUGUCUUUAGUCGGUCACUCCAAAACUGGGAUGAGCACAAGAAGCACAGCACAGGGUGAAACUACCAAAUGUCUGUCUGGAUCGCCUGUGAGUUAUUUUGCUACUUGUACCUGUCUAACUGACAAGUACAUGUACCCAUCAUUCUUGAGAACAGUGCCGAGCGACCUCUUUCAAGUGAGAGGACUUGUACAGCUGGUCACCUUCUUAGGCUGGUUUUGGGUGGGCACGAUUGGGACCACGGAUGACUACAGUCACUAUGGCAUUCAAGCUUUCUCAAGCCAAUUCCACCAACAGGGUGGUUGUGUGGCCUUUCACCUCAUGAUCCCUAAAUCCCCCACUGCGGCUGACAUCCAAGAAAUGGCCGACAAGCUGCAGAGCUCGACUGCACAUGUUGUGGUUGUUUUUGCCACUGAGGGACAAUUGCUGGAUCUGCUCUUAGAACUCACUCAGAGAAAUGUGACUGGGAUUCAGUGGGUAGCCAGUGAGGCCUGGGUGACUGCCAGCCUGUUGACCUCACCUCACUUCCAUCCACUUUUAGAGGGCACAGUCGGCUUCUCCUUCCCUGGAGUCAGAAUUCCUGGGUUAAAAGAGUUUCUUUUGAAUGUGCGUCCUUCCUCUAAACCAGGGAUGGAGUUUGUCAACAUGUUCUGGGAAGAGCAAUUUGGCUGUAAGCUCGACCCAUUUAAAGUUGAUGAAAACCAUAAAGCUGAAGGUCCGUUGUGUACAGGUGCAGAGGAUCUGAGGUACACUAACAGUGGUUACACUGAUGUAUCCCAGGUCAGAAUAUCAUAUAAUGUCUACAAAGCUGUGUAUGUCAUUGCCCAUGCUUUGCAUAGCUUACUGAAGUGUAAUCCUGCAGAAUCUGAAAAAGGACAAUGUGAGAAACACACCUCAUUCACCACUGAGCAGCUGCUGCACCAUAUGAAAACAGUGAAUUUCACUGAUCAAUUUGAUGAGAAAGUGUAUUUUGACACAAAUGGAGAGCCGGUUCCUCUUUAUGAUAUUAUCAACUGGCAAAAGGACAGGAGGGGUGAAAUCAGAUUCAUCAAAGUAGGAAGCUAUGAUGGCUCAGCUCCACUGGGACGACAGCUGCAGAUAGAGCAGAGCACUAUUGUCUGGACAGGAGGGCAGUCACAGGUGCCAGUGUCACAGUGCAGUCCUCCAUGUUUGCCUGGUAGUCGGAGGGCCAUACAGCCAGGACAGCCUCUCUGCUGCUUUGACUGUCUGCCCUGUGCAGAUGGAGAGAUCAGCAACCAAACCGGUUCCUCUGAGUGCACAAAGUGUCCCAAAUACUACUGGUCAGACAGAGAGAAGGUGAAAUGUGUAGCGGGGAUUGAAGAAUUUCUCUCUUUCUAUGACACUAUGGGCAUCAUCCUGGUUGCACUCACGCUGCUGGGCGUCAUCCUGACAACUGUCAUCACCUGUGUCUUUCACCGGUUCCGCUCCACACCCAUCGUCAAAGCGAACAACUCAGAAAUCAGCUUCUUACUUCUCUUCUCUCUCAAACUGUGCUUCCUGUGCUCUCUGGUUUUCAUCGGGCAGCCGUCUGUGUGGACGUGCCGGCUCCGACAGGCCGCAUUCGGGAUCAGCUUUGUCCUCUGCAUGUCCUGCCUCCUGGUUAAGACCAUUGUAGUUCUCUUGGCUUUCCGGGCUAAUGUGCCUGGCUCCAGGGCUCUGAAGCUGUUUGGGCCUUCCCAGCAGAGAACUCUGAUCCUCUGCACUACAGUCCCACAGGUUUGCCUCUGUGCCGGUUGGCUGCUGGGUGCACCUCCCUUCCCAUUUAGGAACCCAACAUACCAGGCCUCAACUGGAAAAAUUGUUGUGGAGUGUAAGGAGCCAUGGCCUCCUGGGUUUUACCUCAUCCUCGGUUAUAUUGGCCUACUGGCCUUCAUCUGUCUCCUUCUGGCAUUCCUAGGACGGAAACUGCCUGACACUUUCAAUGAGGCGAAGCUCAUCACUUUCAGCAUGUUGAUUUUUUGGGCUGUGUGGAUCUCCUUCAUCCCAGCUCAUGUAAGCUCUCCCGGGAAGUUCACUGUGGCCGUGGAAAUAUUUGCCAUAUUAGCAUCCAGCUUUGGGUUGUUACUGUGUGUUUUUGUGCCUAAAUGCUACAUUAUUUUAUUUCAACCUGACAGAAACACUAAAAAAGGCAUGACGGGAAAAUAUCUGCGAUAA